This is a messenger RNA of Enterobius vermicularis (human pinworm), 1179 nucleotides long. The record is from the annotation of a GenBank genome assembly. Lineage: Eukaryota; Metazoa; Nematoda; Chromadorea; Rhabditida; Oxyuridae.
AUGGAAAAGUUAGAAACGAAAUUGCUUAAUGCACGUGAAUUACUAGAACUUGAGCUGGGCGAACAGUGUUUUUCAACAGGUGUCUCUGAGAUCGAUAAACUGUUUGGAGAUGGCAUUCCUUCUGGUACAUUUUUUGAAAUUGUUGGAUGCUCUUCCACAGGAAAGACACAGUUAUGUAUGCAACUCUGUGUAAUGGCUCAAAAACGGGGAAAGCGAAAAGAAUCUGUUUAUAUCGAUACAGAGGGUGGGUUUUCUACUCAGCGCCUGAAUGAGAUUGCAUGUGGUCAUUUUGAUAAGGUACCUGGAGACUUCCUCGAUUUGAUAAGACACACUCGUUGUACUGAUCUUGUCCAGUUGACAAGUGCAGUUUGUCGUUUACAGGAUUUGUUGGAGCAGAAUCCAGAAGUGGGCCUGGUUAUAGUCGACAGUAUAGCCAUGCCAUUUCGCGGCGAAACAGACUACACUAAAUCCGCAAUAACUUUGCUUUCCAGUGUACUUUCUCGUAUUGCUGUGUCCUUCAAUUGCUUGGUGAUUUUUUUUGCAUUUUACUUUUUUCAAAAGAUGCCUCGGGAUUAUCAUUCGUGGCAAAAACAGACGAAGAUCGAUCAGGAAAUAGCAGAAACUGUUUCGAAGAUAUCUAAGGACCGCAUAAUUGUUCACAUAACGCGGGAUUUAUUUGCCUUUGUAAGUGCAGAGCAAACACACGGGUUGUUUUUUGAAAUUGCCAUUAACACGAAUGAGUUUUUCUCUUCUUUAACGAUGGCUGGCAUAUCAGAAGAAUUUGAUGAGAUUUAUAUGGAACUUGAUAAAGAUUCGCUUUAUAGGCAGGUUUUUCUUUUACAGCAAGAUCAAGCUUCAAAGUGCCAGAUUGCGGUUUUCUUACCAUCGCUGAGCGUUUUGCGCAGUUUCGUAACGUCUGUCAAGAAUAUGGGAGUUAAACACCUGAUUUAUUUUACUGGACUAACAAAUACCUCUGUGGAUGAACCGGACGAAGAUCCAAAUACAUUUCAUGAUGUGCAGGUUUCGGUACGAGAAGUUCACUUAUUUAUUCGAAGUGUGAACACAAAUUUUACUCUGUCACGUGUUCUUCUAAGAAUUGUUCCGGACUCUUUGGCUUCGUUAUCGAUCACUCAGCAAGAUGCAUCCUUCACUUUCAUUACCAGUGCUGUGGUCACUUAA